AUGUCACUUCAAGCUAUCAAAUAUGAUGGUCAGAACAAGACCUUAGAGAUUCUGGAUCAGUUAAAGCUUCCUCAUCAAUCCAUAUACGUGCCAAUUCGCAAUGUCCAAGAUGCCUUCAAAGCUAUUAAGGACAUGGUUGUAAGAGGUGCUCCUGCCAUAGCCAUUGUAGCAGCCCUCUCCUUGGCAGUUGAGCUCAAUCAAGAAAAAGCGUCCUUCAAGACAACCGAGGAAGCUAAGAAGGCAAUUGUUGAUAAAUUAGAUUAUUUGGUAGGAGCUCGCCCCACCGCUGUGAAUCUUGGUAGAGCUGCUAAUGACCUGAAGAAGCUGGUUGCAGAGUCUUCAUCAGAUGUUGUCGAUAAGGUAAUCAAGGCCGCUGAGCAGAUGCUUGUAGAUGAUGUCUCUGAUAACGAGAAUAUUGGUCAUUAUGGUGCUGAGUGGAUCAUGAGCCAGGUCCCCAAGUCUACUGAUAGAAUUUCGGUUUUGACCAUUUGUAACACUGGCUCACUUGCCACUGCUGGAUACGGUACUGCUCUAGGAGUCAUUCGUUCUCUCCAUGCUGCUGGAAAUCUUGAACAUGCUUACUGUUUGGAAACUCGUCCAUAUAACCAGGGUUCCCGUUUAACUGCCUAUGAACUUGUGCAUGACAAGAUUCCUGCAACUUUGAUCACUGACUCGAUGGCUUCAUCGCUACUUCGUGCUCACCCUGAGAUUAAGCUUAUUGUCGUAGGAGCUGAUCGUGUGGCUGCUAAUGGUGAUACUGCGAACAAGAUUGGUACCUAUCAGUUAGCAGUUGUGGCUAAGCACCACGGAGUCAAGUUUGUUGUUGCUGCCCCCAAUACAACUAUUGAUCUAAACACACCUAAUGGAGAUGCUAUUGUCAUUGAACAGCGUGCACCUCACGAACUUACACAAGUCAAGGGAGCCGUUGUGGAAGCAGACGGUACAAUCAACCCGGAUAAGGCUGCUACAGUUAGUACAGCUGCUCCAGGUAUUGGCGUCUGGAACCCAUCCUUUGACGUUACUCCACACGAGCUCAUCGAUGCCGUUGUCACGGAAAAACGGGCCUUCACCAGACAACCAGGUGCUGCAUUUAACUUUAGAGACUAA
Molecule: messenger RNA, 1107 nt
Organism: Sugiyamaella lignohabitans
Lineage: Eukaryota; Fungi; Ascomycota; Dipodascomycetes; Dipodascales; Trichomonascaceae
Gene: MRI1
Product: S-methyl-5-thioribose-1-phosphate isomerase MRI1
Exons: 1
Coding region: 1-1107 (368 amino acids)
Molecular function (GO): S-methyl-5-thioribose-1-phosphate isomerase activity
Source: RefSeq, a predicted model, not a curated record